GCGAAUUCGGGCGGAAAAUAAGAAUCAAAAAGGAAAAAAAGGAUACCUUGAAUUUAGAUGAUUGUAAUAAAGCUAGAAAUUGGUUUUCUUCUCAUCUGACCAGUGCACAAUUAGACACAAAGAAAUGAGAGUGUUAAAUUAGUUUUACGUUGUUUAUUACCUGAACCAAACUGGUUAUCCUACCGUAUCUGCACAAGUGUGCUCUAUUUUGAGAGCUAUCAAAUUUCUGGACCAAGAAACAACAAGACUAUUGCAUCGACGUUUUAUUUUAAAGGAAGAUUGGGACUGAAUCUGAAAUCUGAAUGGCUAACCUGAAGAUGGCUCCAUAUCCCCAUAUUGACAACUUACCUUCAUAUGAACGAAACAUAAACUCAACACUGCCAGCGCAGCACUCAUCAAAAACACAGUCCAGGUUGGAACUGUUGAAAAGCAAUUUUCAGCAAAAACAGCUUCAGGAGAAGGAAAGAAAAAUGAUUGCUCUGUAUGACCAACAGCAACAGGCAGCUCUCUCCAGAGUAAGAAGUACAUUCAGUCAUCAGACUCCACCAUCUGAAUAUAAAGUUAGGAGCAACAAGCAUGGAGGCAUUCAGCAAAGGGGAUACAAUUCUGCAGGGACUCAAAUCAGACAUAAUUAUGAUGACCAUUUUGAACACAAAGCAGCAUCCCUUUCAGCUUCCAAGAAAACAUCUGGGGUAGACAGGGCACACCCGCUUAAACCUGUUUACUACAGAAAAUCUGCUAGCUUGAAUAAUGUAUUUGUUCCACAAGGUAAAGAAAAGAGGGAGACUACCAGAUUCCCUUCUGUGCCGUCUGCCCCCCCAGAUACAAGAUACAAUGCAAAAGUGAUGAGAAAGACCUCUGAAGGCCAAAACCCAGAAGAUAUGGUGCACUAUGCAGAUCCAUACAGCAAUUCCAGAGGUGGUUCUUCUAAGUCUGAGUCAAUAAGGGCCCAGCAACAGCAAGCAGAAGAAGCCGAACAGAACCUCGAAGAAGAGAUCCAUAGGAAAGAGGCUCUCCUUCGAGAGAAGCUGAGAAGGACAGAGGAGGAAUUAAGGAGGAUCCAGAGGGAAAGGGAGCUAAUUGAAGAGGAGGAAAAGAAAGAAAAAGAAGAGAGGACACAAAGAAAAAGAAGCCAGCUGCGUCACUAUGAAUAUCUAUUAGAAGAGUCAGAUGGUGAGUGGAAGCACGAAUACCAAGGCACAUACAGAGCCCAUAGACGAACAGGUCAACCUAAGGAAGCAAAUGACAGGAGGCAAAUACAAGAUCAGCUAUGGGUAGUGGAGACAAAUGAAAGAAGGAUUGCCAAAAGCAGUAAACCUUAUAGCAAUCAAAUGGCAAACACUGGCAAAGCAGACAGAAUGAAUCCAAAUUCUUAUGAUGACCUGCAUACUCACCAAAAAUACAUGAGUGUUCAAAAUGUACAAAGUCCACAAUCUGGCUUCAUCAGAAGUGCAAUGAGCAGUAACCAAGAUAUAGGAGACAUGGAUGACUAUAUAAGCACUGGCAGCCAGAAAGAAUUUGGGAGCCCCAAAAAUACACAACACAGCUUUCAGGAUGCCUUGCAAGAUGCAGACUCCCAGCUGGUGGCCUGUCAUUUAUGCAAACGAAAAUUUGCUGUGGAGAGACUAGAAAAGCACAGUCAAGUUUGUAUGAAGACACAGAAUUCUAAAAGGAAGACCUUUGAUUCUUCCAAACACAGAGCUCAAGGAACAGACCUGGAACAGUUCAACAAAAACAGACGUACAAUUAGCACACCCCCAAAGCCAAAAAACAACUGGAGACAGAAGCAUGAAUCAUUCAUUCGUAAUCUCCAACAGUCUAGAGAGGUGCAGAAAAUUGUCCAAAAGGGUGGAAAAUUAUCUGACCUGCCUCCUCUUCCUCCAGAUGACAACCCAGACUACAUUCUUUGCCCACACUGCAGCCGGAAGUUUGCUCCUAGAGUGGCCGAGAGGCAUAUUCCAAAAUGCGAGAAUAUCAAGAGCCGUCCACCUCCUCCACCCAGGAAAAACACAAUGAAAAGAUAUUAAUUUAAAGGCUAUGAAGGAUUUCAGAAUCAAAGUUUUCUGCCCUUUCAAAAUAGACUGAAACUCUUAAUUUGUUAUCUUCUAGACUUAUACUGCACAUGCAAAGUAAUGUCUUAACACACCUGAUAUCAUAUGCAAAUGGACAUCUGCAUAUGCCUGGCGAUACCUCUGAUCUGUACCUUCUCACUUAUGUAUCUAUCUAGACAUUCCUUCUUAGUUUUUCAUCAGUGUUCACAAUGGUAUUCCUUGGAUUAGAGUGAUUGGAUUUUCUUUGUAAAAUGCAUACUAGGGCAUUAAAAUUACACUUCACCAGAUUCACAUUGUCUGGUGUGGAUGGUGGUAGCAACAUGCUAAACUGGACUGACCAAGCCACCCUAUCCUCAGUAAUCUCCUAUUUCCUAUAUUCUCAGGCUUUUUGUACUUUACUAAAUCUACAAUACUCGCAUUUUUACAGUGAGUAAGGUUGAACAAUACUGCUGCAUUUCAUAAAAAUGAUUUACUAAACCCUACAGAAUACAAUUCUUUAGAGUUUAGGUCAGUGCAAAAUUGCAAGUUAAAUAAUGCUUCUUUUCCUAAGAAGUUUAAAAUAAUGACUGAAUGUACUGAUAAUAUAACAUUUUUUGUUGUUGUGGUAAA
Molecule: messenger RNA, 2660 nt
Organism: Polypterus senegalus (gray bichir)
Lineage: Eukaryota; Metazoa; Chordata; Cladistia; Polypteriformes; Polypteridae
Product: zinc finger C2HC domain-containing protein 1C-like
Exons: 3
Coding region: 303-2027 (574 amino acids)
Source: RefSeq, a predicted model, not a curated record